AGCCAAUCAACGUCAACCACUUAGAUUGACUUUUUGUCGUGUCCUAUACAAUAUAUGUUCAGAAGUAAACCAUGAGAACGAGGAAGGACGAAGAACACCAGAAGAACGAGAUCUACACUUUUAUCUUUUCCAUUAAAUUUUAUUCGAAAGAUGGGAAUUGAAAAUCAAGAAGAAAACCCCACAUAUACUGUGGAUGAAGCCCUUGUGAAAAUGGGAUUCGGUAAAUUCCAAGCUUGUGUGCUUGCUUAUGCUGGCAUGGGAAUGAUUUCGGAGGCAAUGGAAAUGAUGCUCCUAUCUUUUGUAGGACCAGCAGUUCAGUCCUUAUGGUAUCUUUCUCCUAAGCAAGAGAGUCUUAUAACUAGUGUUGUUUUUGCUGGAAUGCUAGUUGGGGCCUAUUCAUGGGGCAUCAUGUCAGACAAUUAUGGAAGAAGGAAAGGAUUCCUCGUUACGGCAGUGGUAACUUCUGCAGCUGGUUUUCUGAGUGCUUUUGCCCCAAAUUAUUAUUUCUUGAUCAUCUUUCGUUGUUUGGUUGGUCUUGGUUUGGGAGGCGGCCCUGUGCUCUCAUCUUGGUUUCUAGAGUUUAUUCCCGCUCCGAGCAGAGGUGUUUGGAUGGUUAUUUUUUCAGCUUUCUGGAGUGUUGGGACAAUCUUGGAGGCAGCACUUGCAUGGCUUAUUAUGCCAAGAAAAGGUUGGAGGUGGCUACUUGCACUCUCGUCUCUGCCUUCUUUGCUUCUCCUUAUAUUCUAUAGGGUGACUCCUGAAUCACCGAGGUAUUUAUGCUUGAAAGGUAGAACAGCUGAGGCACGCCAUAUUUUGGAGAAAAUAGCAAUAUUUAAUGGCACACCGCUUCCUUCUGGAGAUCUUGUUUCUGAUCAGGAACGUGAGCUAGAGACUUUGAGUUUGAUUACAAGAAGUCUUGAUGAAGACAAUGAAACUCCGGAGGGAACGGAAGAAGAGGAAGAUUCAACUUCUAAGGCUCUGGAAACAGAAAAUGAACAUUCAACUCCUGAGUGGAAAGAUUCUAACAUUGCUGGCAUCUCUGCACUGUUAAUGCUUCUUUCUCCAGAAUUAAUCAGAUCAACCUUGCUCUUAUGGGUAGUAUUCUUUGGCAAUGCAUUUUUAUAUUAUGGGCUUGUGUUGCUGACCACUGAGUUGAACAAUGGACACAACAAUUGUGCAGAAAAACUGCAAUCUGAAAAAUCUCAGGAUAUUGACUACAAAGAUGUUUUCAUCACCAGUUUUGCAGAGUUUCCUGGGCUCCUAUUGUCAGCUGCCAUAGUAGAUAAACUUGGUCGUAAGCUUUCAAUGUCAGCUUUGUUCUUCUGCUGUUGCACAUUUCUGUUACCUUUGCUGUUCCAGCAGUCUGCGGGUUUAACAACAGGUCUUCUCUUUGGAGCUCGAAUAUGCAUAUCAGGAACCUUCACAAUUGUCUAUAUAUAUGCACCAGAGAUAUACCCUACCUCAGUAAGAACAACUGGUGUUGGUGUUGCUAGCUCGAUAGGAAGAAUCGGUGGGAUGGCAUGUCCCCUUGUGGCAGUAGCUCUAGUUCAUGGAUGCCAUCAAACUGCAGCCAUAGUUUUGUUUGAGAUUGUUAUUUUUCUGUCAGGGAUUGCUACAUUGCUUUUCCCUCUUGAAACCAAAGGCCGUGACUUGACUGAAAGUGUAGCUAGUGCAAAACUGAUCAUGCAUUAGAUUGAAUAGACCAUAGCAAUUGGGGCUUGUCCCAUUUCUUUGUUCAGUUUUUUCGUAAUAUACAGCUCUGCUCUUCUUCGGUGAUGCCUGAGGAAUCCUUGCGGAACUGAAGAGUAGGUUAGACAAAGUUGAAGAAUGGAUGAAGGUGAUGGAAAACCACUUUUUUAGUGAGGUGAACAUGCCAAAAUCAGAGGGAAGCCUGAAGAAAGACAUGGCAUAAAUUGAUGUCAUGCCAUUGCACAAACUUCUUAAUGUCUGAGAACUUCGAACGUCACACGUUCAAUGAAUUGUACCAUUUAUAGGGAUGGGAAAUGAAGAUAAAGUAACUGUACUGGUAUGCCCCUUUUUUGUUGUAUUCAAUUACACGAGUUAUGCCAAUAUUUAACUAGCUAGUUACACACUAGGUGUUACACCAUAGUCACAUUUGUUGAUUUUAUUAUUUGUUUAUUAUGAAUAAAUACAAUCUGUCUGCGCA
Messenger RNA from Mangifera indica (mango), 2167 nucleotides. RefSeq names its product organic cation/carnitine transporter 7. The transcript is spliced from 6 exons. The record is from RefSeq and is a predicted model, not a curated record. The coding region runs from base 151 to 1692 and encodes 513 amino acids. Lineage: Eukaryota; Viridiplantae; Streptophyta; Magnoliopsida; Sapindales; Anacardiaceae. Gene Ontology annotation, cellular component: membrane. Gene Ontology annotation, biological process: transmembrane transport. Gene Ontology annotation, molecular function: transmembrane transporter activity.